CUUCUUCCUGUAGAUAUUCUCACCAUAUAUAUAUAUAUUGCUUCGGUUGCAUAAUUUUCACUGGGGAGUCUGGACAAACGAAAACUUUCAAGUCUCUCUUUCAAUUUCAUUUCAUUCCCGUACUAGUAUAACUUCUAUUUCCUGUUAACGCAAAUCCUCAAUCCUUGACUCUGAGACCGAUCAACGACAUCCUCCAAUUGUUCUUUUCUUCAAACUCUAUAUCAAACCCUAGGAAUGUUGUUUGCCCCACUCGAUUAACCCUUUUUUCCUUUUACUUUCUCCCGGUUGUUGUUGUUGUUGUUACAAUUAUCAUACCGGGCAGAAAUCAUCAUGGAUUCUCAAGUUUUGGUGGCUUUAGCUCUUUCACUGGUCGGUGGCUUCAGCACAUCACUUGGUGCUCUCUUUGUAAUUCUCAACAAAUCCCCCAAUCUUAAGAUGCUUGGGCUUCUACAGGGUUUUGCUGCAGGCCUUAUGCUUAGCAUCUCUUUUUUUGACCUUGCACACAAUGCUAUUAACUCAAUUGGCUUCUUGAAAGGAAAUAUCUGGUUCUUUUCUGGUGUGAUUUUCUUUGGUAUUAUUGCCACUUUUAUUCCAGAACCAUCGCUUGCACCAAUUCCAGAUGUAAAAAAUAAAAAGAAUAAUGGGGAUGGGGGCAAGGACAUGAUGAAAAAGCAUCGUCGUCAAGUUCACUAUAGUGGAAUCAUCACAGCUGUAGGCAUAAGUUUGCACAAUUUCCCUGAAGGCAUGGCCGUAUUCCUUGGAUCGAUGAAGGGACUUAGGGUGGGUUUGAACUUGGCUCUGGCCAUUGCUUUGCACAAUAUUCCAGAGGGUGUUGCUGUUGCACUUCCAGUUUAUUUUGCAACACAAAGUAAGUGGCAGGCAUUCAAACUGGCCUCUCUUUCUGGCUUUGCCGAGCCCCUGGGCGUAAUUAUUGUAGCUUAUCUGUUUCCUAGAAGCUUGAAUCCUGAAAUUCUUGAGGGCCUUCUUGGAUCAGUUGGUGGUGUAAUGGCUUUUCUAACGUUGCACGAAAUGCUACCUCUGGCUUUCGAUUAUGCUGGGCCGAAGCAAUCUGUGAAGGCUGUGUUCUUCGGAAUGGCUUUCAUGUCUGCAAGCUUAUAUUUUCUUCAAACAAGCUUACCCGAGGAUAUGAGUUUGUAGAAAUGGAGUUUUCUCGCAAUUCUAGUGCCAUUACGGUCUGAUUUCAUUUGAAAAUAUGUUAUAGUUGGAACAGUUUGAUAAAAUUUUAUGUAGAUUCUAAAUAAGUAGUUGUUUUUAUUAAUCAAAACCUAAAUCUUUUCAUUUUAAUAUGCUUAUUUUUUAUAUUGAUCUUGUUUCAAUUACUUCUCGUGUUGAUUAAAUAUUGUCAUGAUUUGUAUUGAAAUGGUUUGAUUUUCAUUA
Molecule: messenger RNA, 1398 nt
Organism: Impatiens glandulifera
Lineage: Eukaryota; Viridiplantae; Streptophyta; Magnoliopsida; Ericales; Balsaminaceae
Product: zinc transporter ZTP29
Exons: 12
Coding region: 331-1158 (275 amino acids)
Biological process (GO): zinc ion transmembrane transport
Cellular component (GO): membrane
Molecular function (GO): zinc ion transmembrane transporter activity
Source: RefSeq, a predicted model, not a curated record